This is a messenger RNA of Annulohypoxylon maeteangense, 294 nucleotides long. RefSeq lists its product as uncharacterized. NCBI's taxonomy places the organism in Eukaryota, Fungi, Ascomycota, Sordariomycetes, Xylariales, Hypoxylaceae. The coding region runs from base 1 to 294 and encodes 97 amino acids. The record is from RefSeq and is a predicted model, not a curated record. The transcript has 3 exons.
AUGUUCAUCACCGAAGAAUCCUCAUCAACAAACAUCAAGAAGCUAUCUAGAUCUAUUCAGAAAAUGUCUCCCGCCGACUCUUCAACUUCAGGCGGAUCAGGAAAGAAGGGUGGAUCCUCGAAGAAGCAGAAAGACAGCAAGAAGAAGUCCUCCAAGAAGGACCAACCUCCCAACCAAGAUGGAGGGUCAUCAGGCCAAGGUCAAGGUGGUGGUAGUGGUGGAGGAGGAGCAUACGUCUCACCUCCUGACUUUUUCUCUUAUAACGAUCCCGGCGACGACUUCUCGGCAAACUAA